AUGCAAGGUGUAUUAGGUUGGCAAGUGCUCGGUUGGAUAGUAGGGUUUGGCGUUUUAGUGGCCGGUAGCUCUAAUAUUAGGAACGAUGGCCGGUCGUUAGUUAUGAAUAGCCGGCCUUUGGAAGAUUCAGUGGAGGCAAUAUUCUCUCCACCUAAACCUAUUAGUGUGCUGCCAUUAUAUAUGAUCAUGAUCGGGCUCUUCUUUGUAGCCGGGUUGACGCUAAGUAUCUGUUUGGCCUUAGUACUUCUAAAGUCGUACAACUCACCGGAUCUACCCAGUCCCUUCUAUUCAAACGACAAUGUUACAUUGGGCCAGUGUCUGGACUAUCUUGGCUUGCGCACGCCUAAUAUUUCCUUUCAGAAUGAAACACAUCUAGCUUGCGAGCUUACAGUUACAAAACCAAUUCCAAUUUGCGACCAGGUAUUUACUGAUGAAAGCACUAAUUUGUAUAGUAUUUAUUGGCCUAAUGUCUAUGUAUCCCAAUGGCUAAAUGAUCCAACCCUGCUAGUUGACGCCACAGGGUUUGCCCUUCAGUACGCUAAUGGAGAACAAAAAGCCCAACUUAAUAGCACGUUUCAGGAGUGGUACUGCCGUAUCGUUGGCAAUAACCAGUCCUAUUUUAAGCAUGUGUUAGUUAAGGACUGCCCAAACUAA
Nematocida homosporus is the source of this 654-nucleotide messenger RNA. RefSeq lists its product as uncharacterized. The transcript has a single exon. Bases 1 to 654 code for a protein of 217 amino acids. The record is from RefSeq and is a predicted model, not a curated record. NCBI's taxonomy places the organism in Eukaryota, Fungi, Microsporidia.